AACAAAAACAAAACAAAACAAAUCAUUGGACUCCGACAAUUUCUCGAUUCGUUUGCAUGACAAUGGAGAACAUAUGCAGAGUUUGCAUGGGAACGGAGCAUUCUGGAGCAUUCACAAACAUUUUUGAUGAGACACAAAAAGGAGCCAGCAUCUCCGUUUCUGACAUGAUAUCGGAGUGUACGGGGUACGUGGUUAGGCGUGGUGAUUCACUACCAGAAAACAUAUGUCCGUCCUGCCUGGAGGAUGCAGUGAGCGCCUUCAAUCUCAAGAAAACCUGCGUGCAGAGCCAUGAACUGUAUUUCCCGCUGAGGGAGGAGGGUAGAGGAGAAAAAAUCUCUGAUAAUGUGAAAGGCGAUGCGCACAUCCGUGAGCAUACCGGCGAGCUACCCUUCCAAUGUUCCUACUGCUCAAAAUCAUUUAGGUUGCAGGAAUUUCUAACGAAUCACACCCGCAUGCACACUGUUGAGCGACCGCGACCCUUCAAGUGCACCGAUUGCCCAAAGUCCUUCGCAACAACAUACUGUCUUAAAAUCCACACCCGUACGCACACGGGUGAACGACCCUUCCAGUGCACCGACUGCCCAAAGUCAUUCACAACAAUAUGCAGUCUUAAGAUUCAUACCCGUACGCACACGGGUGAAAAACCCUUCAAAUGCCUCGAUUGCCUAAAGACAUUUCGCUUGCAACAAACUCUCCAGAUUCACAUUCGUUCGCACUCGGGUGAACGACCCUUUAAAUGCUCUUACUGCACAAAAUCCUUUUCAGAUAAAUACUAUCUCAAGGAGCAUAUCCAUACGCACACUGGAGAGCGACCAUUUAAGUGUGCGCUGUGCCCCAAGUCCUAUCUUAAGAGCUCCAAUCUUUACUCGCACGCCCUUUCGCACAGAGCUGAUGAACCAUAUAGAUGUUCUCACUGCUCGAAGUCAUUUAAAGAGCAAGAGUCCCUCGAUAUGCACAUCCCCCUUCAUACGAAGGAGCGACCAUAUAAGUGUUCUGACUGCCCCAAGACAUUUAUUCAAAAAUUCCAUCUCAUCGAACACAUACGUACUCACACUGGGGAGCGAAGGUUCACGUGUUCUCACUGCGACAAGUCUUUUACUCGGUCCGGAACUCUCCGAAAUCACAUCCGCAUGCACACGGGUGAACGGCCCUACCACUGCUCUCAAUGCAGCACGACAUAUAAUCAAUUAGCCCAUCUCAAAAACCACAUAUUACGUGCUCACACAGGCAAUAGCGAACCAUCAUUUAGUGUUUCCACUACGAAGCCUGAUGCAACGGCAUCACAAAAGAACAUAAUGAUUAGUAACUGAUACGUUAGUCAAAUAAAUUUCGAUUAAAUGUAAGAAUAAACAAAACUUGAAUGUUGGUCAGCACAUAUUCCUACAUAUGCGCAUUUUUCGUUUUUCCUAUUUUAAUAUAAAUAUGUUAUGUUAAUGUGGAAAAAACUUUAGUUGUCAAUGUUGUUGCAUUGUUCAUUAUCACUGAAUUAAGACGUGAUGGCAUGGAAACACCCUAGCGAUUCAAGGGCGAAUGGAUUGAUAUUCGUCCUUUAUCAUUCUAUUGCCACUUUAUGCUACAUUAACAUUUUUAUACUAAAAUACGAAAAAUGCACAUAUAAAUAUUUUUAAUUUACUUAAAAAUUAAAUGAAACAU
Messenger RNA from Drosophila obscura, 1653 nucleotides. RefSeq names its product gastrula zinc finger protein XlCGF52.1-like. Gene Ontology annotation, biological process: regulation of transcription by RNA polymerase II. The transcript has 2 exons. Gene Ontology annotation, cellular component: nucleus. The coding region runs from base 57 to 1310 and encodes 417 amino acids. The record is from RefSeq and is a predicted model, not a curated record. Gene Ontology annotation, molecular function: zinc ion binding; DNA-binding transcription factor activity; RNA polymerase II cis-regulatory region sequence-specific DNA binding. NCBI's taxonomy places the organism in Eukaryota, Metazoa, Arthropoda, Insecta, Diptera, Drosophilidae.